Molecule: messenger RNA, 1384 nt
Organism: Salvia miltiorrhiza (redroot sage)
Lineage: Eukaryota; Viridiplantae; Streptophyta; Magnoliopsida; Lamiales; Lamiaceae
Exons: 2
Coding region: 66-1310 (414 amino acids)
Source: RefSeq, a predicted model, not a curated record
CCAAGGAAGAUGACAUUUUCUAUGUCGAUGGUGAAAAUACAAGAGAGAUUGAGCAAUGCUUCUUCAUGGCUAUUCGCUCGAGUUUUUUGGUUCGCCGGCUGGAUGACCACUUCAUCGUGGAGUCUUAUGGUCCUCACCGCUUCAGCCGUCAAUUUAGCUAUUACCAAAUCGUACCCAGCAGCCUUACUCAGAACAUUCGAAGGACAUCUUUGGAAGAAGGUCUCAACCUUUGGCGCAUGUGUUUGCUGCACAGAUCGCGAUCAAGGGCAUGUUUUCCACGAUCUUCUUUGGACAUGAAGAUACAUUGUUCAGUCGACUAUAAGACUUGGUGGGAUAGGACGUACAGAUUUUCUUUUGAAAACAAAAUCUCUUCUCCGGCUCAUAUCACUUUUAAAAGAAAAUAUCAGGAAGAAGCAAUCAACUCCAAAGAUGGAAAGAGGAAGGUCGUCUCUACCACCCUUAUAGCUGAUUCUGGUAGUAGCAAUUCUGAGCGUAAUUGGAAAAAGAAGAGAAUUGCGGGGUCCUCAAAACCGGCCGAGGGUCACGUUGAGGAAGAGCCAACUCUAGUGGAUGCCGAUGUGAACAAGACUUUGAAAGAAGUGUUUGGAAAUAAUCUUGAGAAGGGCUCACCAAUCGACUGUGUAUCCAUUGAAUCCAAUAAGUCAAACGAGAUUCCUUGUCUUGCUAAACAAUCCCGCCCCCGACCAAUGCCAUCAUGUGGGGCGCCUUCCGAGUUCAAUGCCACACGCAUGAUCGAUGAUGAACUCAAGUCGUGCUGCAGGAUCAUCUGGGGAAAGCUUCGUGACAAGGUUGAGAGAACCAAAGUCGAGUUUCUAUCGGCGCUUGAAGACGAGAUACGGAGUGGCCUUUCCCGUAUGAAGAUUAUUUGUGGUCUUGACCUUUCCAACCUUGAAGAUAGUAUUGAUGAACUAUUCUCCAAAGCCACCACUUUUGAUAAAGUAAGGUCGGCUUCUCAUGAGAUCAAUGAAGGCCACACACUCAAAGUUCGAGAGGUCAAGGUUUGCCUUCAAGAGAAGUUUGCCAAAGAGAAGAAGGAUGCUGCGAAUUGUGAUGCUUUAAAAGCGGAUCUUGAUGAGUUGGAGAAACGCAAGAAAGAAUUGUUGGUGUCUUUGGAGCAGCGAAGCCUGAUACUCAAGACUACUCGUGGUGAGGUCAAGGUACUCAAGGAAGACCUGGCCAAGCUUGAGGAGGCUUCGAGAAAUGAUGAGGUCUUGAAGAAUUUGGAAGCCUUGAAGCUUUCACUAGAGUCUAUGCAGCAGAUUUUGAGAGAUCAAGACCCUUUUGCUUAGUAUAUUGCAUUUUUAUCAUUCCUCUUUUGAUGAUUCUCAUUUGGUUUGUCAUGGAUAUUUUGACAUCUUCUCCC